Anguilla anguilla (European eel) is the source of this 2590-nucleotide messenger RNA. RefSeq names its product androgen-induced 1 (H. sapiens) (gene aig1). Gene Ontology annotation, cellular component: endomembrane system; membrane. The transcript has 6 exons. Bases 137 to 850 code for a protein of 237 amino acids. The record is from RefSeq and is a predicted model, not a curated record. NCBI's taxonomy places the organism in Eukaryota, Metazoa, Chordata, Actinopteri, Anguilliformes, Anguillidae.
UACACGCACACCUCCUACGCAGCCUCCUUUCUGCAUCCCAUCUCCAGGCAGCGACCUCCCAGCACUGAGAGAGACCCAGAUAGCAGCAUCAUUCUGUCAAGAGGAUACAGCCAAAGACGAAAACGAAAAGAGAAACAUGGCGCUCAUUCCUUCCCAGGUUUUAAGGGUAGCGAUUCUCCUGUCGUAUUUCUCCAUCCUCUGCAAUUAUAAAGCAAUUGACAUGCCCGCUCAUCAAACUUACGGCGGUAGCUGGAAGUUUUUAACAUUCAUAGAUCUGGUCAUCCAGGCAGUCUUCUUCGGCGUGUGCGUGCUGACGGACCUGUCCAGCCUGCUGACCAAGGGCAGCGAGAGCCAGGAGCAGGAGAGGCAGCUGAGGAAGCUCAUUGGCCUGCGGGACUGGAUGAUGGCCGUCCUGGCCUUCCCCGUGGGAGUGUUCGUGGUGACCAUGUUUUGGGCCCUCUACCUCUACGACAGAGACCUGGUUUACCCAAGACUACUGGACAACUUCAUACCACAGUGGCUAAACCAUGGAAUGCAUACCACAGUGCUCCCCUUCAUCUUGAUUGAGAUGAGAACGACACACCACCAGUAUCCCAGCAGGCUCUGUGGACUGCUAGCGGUGUGCACCUUUGCAGUGGGAUAUGUUCUAUGGAUGUGCUGGGUGCAUCACGUGACCGGGGUGUGGGUGUACCCGCUGCUGGAGCACAUCGGCCCCGCCGCCAGGGUCGUCUUCUUCUCCUCCCUGACCGCCCUGAUCAACGUCUACUACGUCCUGGGGGAAAUACUCAACAGCUACAUCUGGGACUCCUCCAAAUGUGUUCAGGACUCGGACAAACCCAAAGCAGAUUGAAACCCAGAACAGAGGAGGAAGUGUCCGCUUGCUGCGCAGAGCUCUCAGUACAAACUCGGCACUCGUGAAGCCACAAAGAGAAGCUUGAUCCAGGACUUGAGAAAACAAAUCUCCCAUAAAUAACUGGGAGAAUAAUGAUUUUUAUUUAAUUUUUUUUUUUAAGAACCUAAGCACUGCUUUACCUGCAGAACUCCAGGUUGGAUUUCUAGGCUGUAACCCAGAACUUCUGAAAGCCUGAAACAUCACUGAGAAAUGAAUGCAAACUCUCAAUCGACGACGCAGGAAUACACUUAUCGCUAAGGCAAAAGUCUAGAAAUUCAAGGAUUAUUCUUACACUCUGAAGUCCCAGCUAUGGUUUUACAGCCUAAUUUCUCAUAUCUUUUAUGUUAAAUAAAUUGUAUUUUUUUCUAGGGGAAAGAUGUUUAUCUUAAGUUGCUUACAAGUAGAAGUAGCCAAGGCUUUCUGUCAGUUUAUUCUUUUUUUCUGCCUGCCCUGGAAAGAUUUUCCUCAAAGCUGUUUCCUCUCACAGGAAGAUCAAUAGCAGCCCUUUUCAUGGUUAGAUAGUGCUCUUAGCAGCUGUACUCCGGAAUGCAGUUUAUUCUAGAACAUUCUAUAACAGCCAGACUGUGGGAGUAGUUGUCCACUCGAUGCGGCUUUAUCGUGUUAUGUUUCUGCAUAAAUUACAGUGUUCGAUUUCCAUAGUUUGACUGCUGAGGUCCUAAUGUAUGGUCUUCCAAUAAAAAAGGUGUUGAGUUAUGUACAUUCAGGUAAGAGAUGAGUAAUCAGACAAUCAGACAGGCUGAGAGUGAUUGGACUUUCAUUAGAGGCUUUUCCUUAAGGGUAGCCAGAGAUGGUGUCUGAGAAAUGAACCAUUAUUAACCAUUAGUUUUAAGACAGUUUCGAAUUUGGAGUCUGAUGAUAAAGAGGUCUUCUUGAAGAAAUCAGUGAGCAUUCGGGGAAUGUCUCCAUGGGUACAGUGUUCGGUUGGAUGCGACAAGCACACACCAGGUAAAUGUCCUCAUGAAGCUCUAUAUAAAUAAUGGUCGAGGCAAAAAAAACUGGUUCAUUUGUGUAUUCUUUCAUAGAACAACCCUAGAACAACCCUUUCAUGUUGACCUCUCCCAUGCACAAAGAGAGAAAGUGGGUGGAUCUCCAUGGACCCCAGUCGUUAACUGCGCUAACCCCCAGCGCAGCCUCUAGCCAAGAUCUUGCAGACUUGAGCCUGGGCAGGCAGGCGAGACUGGGUGUGGCAGGACACAGUUUGUUUCACGAUGCCCGUGGCUGGGUGGGUAGGGUGGGUGAAGUCAGCAAAAGCUCCCCGACUUUCUGCUUUAUUAACUCCACACAAAAACAGGGAAGGUGCACAGAGGGUCCCCGCAGUAAUUAAGAGGGCCAUACAGCUCUCCUCCAAUGAGCGCAGGUUCUCCUGUAGCACAGUGUGGCCAGCUGUGCGAGAGAAUAGUCACAGGCUCACGGCGAACGCAACGCGGAGAGCUUUUUGUGCGGGUGCUGGCGGCCAGGCGGUGACCCAACCGUCCUUUCAAAAAUGGAGGGAAAAAUACAUCUAAAUUUUUGAAGGAAAAAAAUUUAGAGUUUUUUUUAAAAAGAGAGAAAGAACAAGAAAGGCUGUGUUGUCGGGGUUUCACCACAGCUACCGCCUCUAUUCCUCCAGCUCAACAGGGUCUCCCAGGGGUGGGAGGGGCAGCUUUGAAUUAAAAAGAAAAAUCACUCCCCUCUUGA